Messenger RNA from Xenopus laevis (African clawed frog), 5405 nucleotides. It is a transcript of the gene nwd1.L, whose product is annotated as NACHT and WD repeat domain containing 1 L homeolog. The coding region runs from base 132 to 4994 and encodes 1620 amino acids. NCBI's taxonomy places the organism in Eukaryota, Metazoa, Chordata, Amphibia, Anura, Pipidae. The transcript has 21 exons. The record is from RefSeq and is a predicted model, not a curated record.
AGCUCAGUGCACUAUGAAUAUUAAUGUGUUGUAUUGCAAAACUCCCUCUUUAGUGAUGGCAAUCUAGUUGCUUUAAAACUGCCUACUCAAGUCAGACUUCUAACUCAAGAACUUUUAAACGUAGCAGUGUGAUGGACCUGCAACGCUUCAAAAAUAUUCUGAGAGGGAAAGAAACUUCCCUGCCUACAGAACCAUCAAAUACUGUCAGACUUUUCAUCAGUUCCACCUUUUCAGAUAUGGCAGAAGAACGUAAUGCACUUAUGGAAAUGGCUUAUCCAGACAUACAAGCCUUCUGCCAGCAACAUGGAUUGGGGUUUGAGGUCGUGGAUAUGCGGUGGGGAGUCCGAGAUUACGCUACUGUAGAUCACAUGACUACAGAGCUAUGCUUGAAAGAGAUUGAUUCCUGCCAAAAGACAUCAAUGGGACCAUCAUUUAUUGCUUUGGUUGGAAAUCGUUAUGGUUUUAGGCCCAUUCCAAGAGUUAUCAGUGAGGAGGAGUUCAACAUCCUGUUCAACAAAAUUCAGAGGAAUGAAUCUGAUGCUCAGCUGCUGACCAAGUGGUUUUGGAAAGACAUGAAUACAGUUCCUCCUACAUAUGUCCUGCAGCCAAUUACAACUCAUCUACCUCAUUACGCUGCUACGGAUCCCUCCUAUGCAGAACUUCAAGCCCAGGAAAACAAGGAAUGGAGAAAUACUGAGAAACAGUUAUCUAAAGCUCUACGCUUAGCUGCUAUGGAGGCACAGAUAGAAGGAUUUUUUACAUUAGAACAGAAACACAAGUAUUUUAAGUCAGUAACUGAAUCGGAGAUUGAAUGUGGCCUCUUAACCUGUGGUGCCAAUAAGGAAGGCUCUACAAUAUUUCUCCGGGAGGCAAAAGAUCUAAACCAGGGUCAAGAUAAAAGCUCUGGACUCUUGGAUGUCAGGGAAGAUGGAAGCAUAGACACAGAAGCACAAGACCUUUUACAAAAUCUUAAGAGCAGAAUAGUUAAUAAUUAUGAAGACUGUGUUAAAACAUAUGUAGUGGAAAUGAGUAAACAGAAGACCAAAACUGCAUAUCUUCAUGAACUCUGUGAUCAAGCUAUUUCUGUGGUCAACCACCAGAUACUGAGGUAUCUUCCAAGUGGAAAUACUGUCCAAUCACAGUCUGAGAAUGAGCAGCCUUGGUUGGGGUGGCUUAGACAAGAGAUCAUACAUCACCUGUCCUCGUCACAGAAGAAAUCCCAGGUAUUCUGUGGGCGUCAAGAUCUUCUGCAAAGGAUUAUGAGUUAUAUUCAAGAAAGAGACUCACAUGUUUAUCCACCUCUUAUCAUCUAUGGGGUAUCUGGUUCUGGAAAGACUGCCCUUAUGUGCAAAGCUUUUGAAAUACUGAAACAGACCGUUUCCAAGAAUGGAAACUCAAUUAUGGUGCUCCGGCUACUUGGCACAUCACCUCAAAGCUCAGAGAUCCAUGAUGUUCUAAAGAGUAUUUGUUACCAGUUGUGUAUAGCACUGGAACUUCAACCCCCUUCAUCCCAAAUUACCAAUAUCUACAAUGAGACUGUGAGGUUUUUCCAUCAGCUUCUUACCACUGUGUCAGAGAGGAAGGCAGAAAGCUUGGUGCUGUUUUUUGACUCUCUUGACCAACUCUCGCCAUCAGAAGGUGCCCAUCACCUUCACUGGUUGCCAAAGGAAUGUCCAGCAAAUGUCUAUAUUGUAGUAUCUACACUGCCUGAAGAAGGAGGAAUACUUAAGACUCUACAGGACUCAGUCACUGAGCCAGAAUCUUACAUUGAGGUAAAGCCACUGUCUGCUGAGCAAGGAAGUCAGAUGAUUGAGAUGCUCAUGGCUUCAGCUGGGCGUAGGCUAACCACUGACCAGCAUGAAGUUGUUUUGGGCAGCUUUAGGAAAUGUGGGCAACCAUUACUCCUUAAACUGGCAUUUGAUGAAGCCAAAAGAUGGUCAUCUUAUACACCAAUUACAGAACUCAGGAUCGCCACAAGCACAAAAGAUGCAGUGAGCCUCCUUUACCAAUGCUUGGAACAGCUGCAUGGAAAACUACUGGUGACCCAUGCUCUAGGGUACAUAGUGGCAUCCAGGAAUGGAUUGUCAGAGGCAGAGCUAAAGGAUAUACUGUCUUUGGAUGAUGAGGUUCUCGCUGAUAUUUACCAGUACUGGGCACCCCCAAGCAAUGAUUUAAUACGGUUUCCAACACUCCCAUGGACCCGUCUACGGUAUGAUUUGGAGGGGUAUUUAGUGGAAAGGCAAGCUGAUGGAAGCACUGUCCUGGGACUCUACCACAGGCAGUUUAUUGAAGUGGCUCAAGAGACCUACCUGACCAAAGCAGAGAAGAGCAAUAGACAUGGCAUAUUGGCAGAUUACUUUAUGGGAAAGUGGAGCAUGGGCACUAAGCGUCCAAUUCUCUUACCACUAAUCAAUAAGUCCUUAAGUGCAGAUAGAAAGGUAGCCUCACAGCCGCUGUGGUUUUCAGAUAACAUGCCAAAUCGGAGAAAAAUGAGUGAACUUCCUUACCACUUGCUGAAUGCAGGACGCAUUGAUGAACUACAGAGGGAAAUUUUAGGUAACAUGGACUGGAUAUCUAGCAAAAUUGUCUCCUGUGGGAUUCAAAGUGUGAUCAAAGAUUUUGAAAUGAGUGUGGAAUUCAUAAGUAGCAGGGAAAUAAUCCUUGUGCGGGACUCACUAAGGCUCUUCCAACCCACUAUUAACUUUAUUGAAGGUGAUAUCGAUCCCGUCAUCAUAUUCACUGAGAUUUUAGCAAGGCUGCACUUCUUCCAGUUGUCGUAUCCUCUGAUUGAUGAUUUGUGUCAGCAGUGCGCUGGCUGGCUUCACCAAUAUCCUCAUCCAACCUUUAUUCCUACAUGCGGUUUCUUUCAACCUCCUGGUGGACCUCUGCAAACCACUGUCACAGGUUUUAAGAAAGGUGUCACUGUUAUGGAGCUUUGCCCCAACCAUGAUCUUCUUGUGGUGGGAUCUGAAGAUGGAACUAUGAUUGUAUGGAACAUAAAAGAUUUUGAAGUCAUUCAUACUUUGACAGGCCACACAGGUGGGAUACGGUGUGUUAAAAUGUUUGAGCAGGGAACCAGAGCUGUUUCUGGCUCGUUAGAUAACACUUUACUAUUGUGGAACUUAGUGACUGGUAAGCAAUGUCUGUGCAUUCAUGAAGACCAUGCAACAUAUGAGAAUGCUUAUCUGCAUGUGGAUGAGAAGAACAGUAUCAUAUACUCAGCAGCAGGUUCCCAGGUCUGUGCUUGGAAAAUAGAGUCAGGAGUUCCUCUAUUAAGUCUUUCACCCGGUGUUCCUGAUUUCCCGUUGCAAGCUGCAGUGUUCUGUGCUCAUCAACUGCUUAUUACUGUGACAGAGGGUGGAACAGUGCAUAUUUGGGACAGUGUCACAGGAGACCUAAAGGGCUCAAGGCAGCUUCCUGGAGUGGAAGGAGAGGAUGCAAAUCCAGUGUGCAGUUGCUUCAUUCCCAGACACGGGAAGAUGGUGGUUGGAUUCAAAAAUGGCUUCUUAGCAAUGAUUUAUUCAGGUGGAGGUGUCUCAACUGAGAAAAUGGCAAGUCCAGUGAUGUUUGUGGUGUUAUCAGAAGAUGAGUCCCUCUUUGCUGCUGGAUUCGGAAAGCAGGUCCAGAUUUUUUGGGCUGAUUCAAACACACUUAGGACAUUCCUAGAUUCACCUCUGGAACAUGAGGAUCUUGUGAAAUCUGCAGUAAUCAACAAUGGGAAAAACAUUAUAGUAACUGGAUCACAAGAUGAAACCAUCAGGAUAUGGAGCCUGUCUAACAGAGGUACUCUGCUGGAUUCUUUCUAUGGCAUGGGUGUAUCUGUCACUUCAUUGGCACUACAUAGUGGGACAUUAAUAUCUUCUUCACAGAAUGCCUACUAUUUAAAGUUUUGGACCCUGGAUUAUGAUCAGCAGCACAAGACACUUACUCCUUUUCAAGAACGCAGUGGCUGUGUUGCUCUCUCUGAUGCAGGAAACAUGGUUUAUUUUCCCAAGACUGGUGACAAGCACAAAAUUGUUGUAUGGGACUCUAGGCAAGGUAGAAUGGCUGAUAUGCUGGAGGCCUCUGCAGAUGUGAAGUGUUUGGAAGUGGCAGAGAACAACAGAAUUUUGUUUGUUGGGCUCACUUCAGGAACAGUCCUGGCAUUCCCUCUGGAUCAAAAACUGGAUGUUGCAUGCAUUCCACCCCCUGGAGACAACAUGGAGGUGGUCUGUCUUUCACUGAGCAAGCAGGAAACCCGACUAGCUGUGGCAUACCACAAUGUCAUACUUCUCUAUAAUGUUACCAAGAAUGACACACUUCCAGUGCUGGACGGUCCCAUCCACUCAGUCCAUCCAGACAGCACAAGUUCUGUUUGUAAAACAGCUGUCCUAGAGGACCAGAGACUUCUGUAUGGGAUGGCCAGCGGAGAGCUGUGUCUUUUUAACUUUGAAAAAGAAAAGACUUACCAGCUGGAGCCACAUGAGAGCUGCAUCACAUGCUUGGAGACCAGCAACAGCGAGACUCUUGCAUUAAGUGGCUGUGGGGACUCUGUGCAACGACUCUGGAACAUUGACAGUGGCCAGUGGGUGCAUGAGAUGUGCUACAAGGGAUUCUUCUUCCAAGGUGUAGACUGUGCCUGCUUCUCCAAAGAUGAUCGCUUUAUUUUUACUGGAUCCCAAGACCGAGCCAUUAAAGCAUGGGAUGUUUCAAGUGGUUCACUGCUAGCAGUACAGUAUGUAUAUGCAUCAGUCACCCGGCUACUCCCAACAGAAGAGGGAUUCGUUGGUACUACAAAAUUGGGAUACGUUAUACAGCAAAUGUUUCAGUGUCCAGAAAAAGUCAGUCCCCAGCAUAAUGCACUGAAGAACAUUAAGGCUACUUGCACAGUGAAAUCUAAGACCACUUUGCAUAACAAUGAAAAAUCUGGCAAAGCCACAGCAAAGACAGGGAACCCUUGGUGGAGGUGCAAGGAACAGAAAAAGAAAACUUCCCAAGUAUGCCACAUUGUUUAACUGGGGAUAAACUAUGUACUGUUGGUGGCCAACAUGGAAAACUGAGCUGAAAAGACAAAUUUAACCUAAAGGAUGUUUAUGGCUAAACAACAAAAGUGUCAGAAAAAUUAUGUUUUGAAAAGUAAUCUUCAGCAAUUAUACUAAGCUCAAUUAUGCUUUCCAUUGGUUAUGAUCCUUACCUAUUGACUGGGUGGUUCCAUACAUGACCUGCACACAAACUCUUUUUAUAAUUAUGUAAUCAAUAUUUCUGUGCGCCAAUUUAAGGUUUCUGUGUUGAAAUAGAGUGUGUUAUAUUGAGGGCUGGAGAAUCUUUUGUAAAUAAAGUGUUAUGUAUUUUGUAUGUUUUCUAUGUAGCUAUAGAAAGUUUUUGUAAAUUAAAAUUUUGCCUUUGCUAUAAAUUGAUUUUUUAUG